Messenger RNA from Cynoglossus semilaevis (tongue sole), 2567 nucleotides. RefSeq names its product OS9 endoplasmic reticulum lectin (gene os9). The transcript has 15 exons. Lineage: Eukaryota; Metazoa; Chordata; Actinopteri; Pleuronectiformes; Cynoglossidae. Gene Ontology annotation, biological process: ERAD pathway; retrograde protein transport, ER to cytosol; endoplasmic reticulum unfolded protein response. Gene Ontology annotation, cellular component: endoplasmic reticulum lumen. The record is from RefSeq and is a predicted model, not a curated record. Bases 35 to 2056 code for a protein of 673 amino acids.
CUAACGGGGUGGGUAUGACCAACAUACAGUCGUCAUGGCUGCCUCUCUGGUUCGAUGGCUGAAGAGACUGUGCGUUUUCUUGUUAAUAUGCCCCCUCUGUGUUCCAGCGUUCCUAAAUUUGGAGGAGCUGAACGAGAUGAGAUAUGGGAUUCAGAUUCUCCCCGACCCCGUCAUCUUGGGCCAGACUAAAACAGAGGAAGUGAUGAUGGUGUCCAGUAAAUACAAGCAGCUGUACGAGUGUCGGCUUCCAGCCCAGGCCCUGAGGUUCUACCAGGACUCUGCCUCUGAGCCAGAAUCUCACGGCUACACCGGACCAGACAUUCCAGACCUGCUCAGUCCUAUGCAGGACGCCCCAUGUCUACUGAAGACCAAGGACUGGUGGACUUAUGAGUUUUGUCACAGUCAGCACGUCAGACAGUACCACCUAGAAGACACAGAAAUCAAAGGUGACGUCCUGUUUCUCGGUUACUACGAGUCUGAAUUUGAUUGGAGCAACGAAACAGCGAAGGCCUCCAAGCAGCACAGAUUGAAGCGUUACCACAGUCAGCGCUACGUGAACGGCUCCAAGUGUGACCUCAAUGGAAAUCCCAGAGAGACUGAAGUCAGGUUUGUCUGUGAGGAAGGCUCGAGUGACUACAUCGCUCGAGUGGACGAACCACAGUCGUGCCACUACGUACUGACCGUUCACACCAGCCGCACUUGUCAGCAUCCAUUCCUGCGACCGCCUACCACUGCCAAACCCCAGGGCAUCGUGUGCCAGCCGGCACUGAGCGCUCAGCAGUACAUGGACUAUGUCAAGGCUCAAGUGUCCGAUACAAAGCGUAAAGUGGAGCAGAUCUCUGAGGAGCUGAGAAGUCUGGACGAAAUGUUGGCUGUGAAAGAAGGCAGUGACAGAAAGGCUGAAGAACCGGUUGAGGAGACAUCAAAGGAAUCCACUGCUACUGCUGACACGGAAGAUGCUGUUGAUGUGUCGGAUGAUGAUGCUCUGUCUGAAGAAGAGGCAGAAGACUCUGAAUUUUGGGAGGGAGUCACGAAACCAGGGAGAUCCAGAACCAGUGCUUCUCAAUCGGACGGUCAGGAUACAGAUGGUGUGGAUAAUGAGGUGAACUCUCACACAGAGAAUGAUGAAGAUGAUGAAGAUGAUGAUGUUGAUGAUGGAGAGAAAUUCAACUUCAAAAUCAUCACUGACCCAGCAGACCUGAUGAAGUUCGUCCAGCACCUCAAAGAGAGUAACAGAAAGAGAGCACAAAACCAGGACAGAAGUCAGCGAGAGAAGGCAGGGAGCGUCACGGCGACAGACGGGGAAGGUGACAGAGAUGAAGACGAAGAUCUGCUGCAGGACUUUGAGGAGGAAAUCUCUGACCUGUCUGUGCCAACUGAGAAGAUUCAAGAAAUAAAGCAGGAGAUGCAGAAGGAGUUUGACAACAUCAUAAAUGAGGCCGAGCAGGAACUGGAGACUGAGGGCCUGAAAGGGGAAUUUGACCGCUCUCAAGCAACACAGACACUGGAGACCACACUGGACAAGCUUCUGGACCAUCUGGAGGAAAAGGACACCCAGGACCAGGACCAGCAAACACCAAGAGGUCAACAGAGCAGUGAUCCCACCAGGGGCAGCCCCAGCCUGGCUCCUAAACAGCCAGACCAAGCGGCUGACGACCAUGUUAAGAUCAAAAUAACUAAGUAUAAGACGGGCCACAGCCCUGAUGGGGAGGUCAAAGUUCAAGAAUUGGGCGAAGGAGACCCCCAGUGGAAGCACAUUAAGGACGUGGUUAAAGAGCAGCUAGAGAAAGCAGGACUGAAGCCUGAAGGUAAAAUUGAGGUAAAAAUCUUGACACGAAAGAACGCAGAAGAGUCCGGUGAUCAGUGGCUGACAGAAGAAGACACAAAGUCCUUCAGGGAACUGCUCAUAAAUCUACUGACAGGAGGAACAGAAGAGGUCUACAAGGAGCAGAAAAGGCAGCAGGAGCUGGAGAACAACUACCGCUUUGUGUGGGGAGAGUCUCAGGAGGAGUCCAAGUCGUCCAGCAACUCUGACUCCGACGAUGUGGACAUUUGAACUUUCGCUCCGUGACUUCAGUGAACCUCUGAUGAAGAUUAGCUCCUGUGGAGACUGGAGGAGAGGAGACCGAAGUGCGGAAGCAUAUUAAAAAAAAAAACAGCAAAAGGUCUCGAAGAUUGUGUAAUUGCCUCAAGAUCCGGCAUAUAAUCAACUCUCCUGUUUGCACAUACAUCAAAAACGGCACGGUGUUGUUUGACUUGGCAGUGUGUGUGUGUGUGUGCGUCCUGACGAGGCACCGUUUAUGACACACCAAACUGCAGCGUGGUAGCAGUUAUGUGUUUUCCCUUUUUGUUGGGAUUCAGUUUUGGGAGAAAAAUCCAGUGACCGUACCUGUUCAUUUUCCGCUCAGUUUUAAUGUGGUUCUUUAAUUCUGAGACGAUACAGGUGUCCCAUACUACUGCUUCGUUCACGUCUCACUUGUUUCCAGUUUUUCGACACCGUGUUUGACAACUGUUUGUGAUGAUACUUUUCUAUUAAAAAGAUUAAAAAAAAAAAUUAAAGAAAAAAA